AUGAGUGGUGAAUCUAUUUUAUUUAUUCUUUCAGUCAUCUUGAAUGCUGUUGGAUUGUUUUUCCAAGUUUUCUUCACAAUCAUGUAUUCAGAUUUAGAAUGUGAUUACAUUAAUCCUGUUGAAUUAUGUAACAAAUUAAAUGUCUACAUUAUUCCAGAAGCUGGUUUACAUGCAUUUUUAACUGCUUUAUUCUUGGUCAAUGGUUACUGGUUUGUGUUUUUACUUAAUGCUCCAUUAUUAGCAUUCAAUGCUAAUAAAGUUUUAAACAAGACUUAUUUAUUAGAUGCUACUGAAAUUUUCAGAACUUUAAGUAAACAUAAAAAGGAAUCAUUUGUUAAAUUAGGUUUCUAUUUGUUCUUAUUCUUCUUCUAUCUGUAUAGAAUGAUUAUGGCUUUAAUUGCUGAAGAUUAG
Molecule: messenger RNA, 411 nt
Organism: Hansenula ciferrii
Lineage: Eukaryota; Fungi; Ascomycota; Saccharomycetes; Phaffomycetales; Wickerhamomycetaceae
Gene: ERV14
Product: cornichon family protein
Exons: 1
Coding region: 1-411 (136 amino acids)
Biological process (GO): endoplasmic reticulum to Golgi vesicle-mediated transport
Cellular component (GO): endoplasmic reticulum membrane; COPII-coated ER to Golgi transport vesicle
Source: RefSeq, a predicted model, not a curated record